Molecule: messenger RNA, 387 nt
Organism: Myxozyma melibiosi
Lineage: Eukaryota; Fungi; Ascomycota; Lipomycetes; Lipomycetales; Lipomycetaceae
Product: putative ubiquitin-60S ribosomal protein L40 fusion protein
Exons: 4
Coding region: 1-387 (128 amino acids)
Biological process (GO): translation; modification-dependent protein catabolic process; protein ubiquitination
Cellular component (GO): nucleus; ribosome; cytoplasm
Molecular function (GO): ubiquitin protein ligase binding; structural constituent of ribosome; protein tag activity
Source: RefSeq, a predicted model, not a curated record
AUGCAGAUUUUCGUUAAGACCCUGACAGGAAAGACUAUAACCCUCGAGGUUGAGUCUUCCGACACCAUCGACAAUGUUAAGUCCAAGAUCCAGGACAAGGAGGGAAUUCCCCCAGACCAGCAGCGUUUGAUCUUUGCCGGCAAGCAGCUCGAGGAUGGCCGCACCCUUUCUGACUACAACAUCCAGAAGGAGUCGACUCUCCAUCUCGUCCUCCGUCUCCGUGGUGGUAUCAUCGAGCCCUCGUUGAAGGCUCUUGCCUCCAAGUACAACUGCGAGAAGUCGAUCUGCCGUGUUUGCUACGCUCGUCUGCCUCCCCGUGCCACCAACUGCAGAAAGAGAAAGUGCGGACACUCCAACCAGCUCCGCCCCAAGAAGAAAUUGAAAUAA